Messenger RNA from Caenorhabditis auriculariae, 2392 nucleotides. The record is from the annotation of a GenBank genome assembly. NCBI's taxonomy places the organism in Eukaryota, Metazoa, Nematoda, Chromadorea, Rhabditida, Rhabditidae.
AUGUCGCAACUGCAAGCCCAGUCAUUCCUUCAAGAAAGGAAACAGGAAGGAUCUUACGACAGUAUUCUCAGGAACACUCAAGAUUACAAGGAAUUCGACGAUUUCUUCAAGGUGAGAAUCUAAAUUUUUUAAACCAUUUUUUAAACCAAGUUUUUUUUUUCCAGCAUCGAGUGGAUACUGUUAAAAGAACCAUUAUUUUGGAUGCUUUUAGCGUCAUGAAGUAUUCCGGUAAGAUUUAAUUUUUUCUUCAAAUGAUGUGUGGUUCACAUUAAAUUCAGUCAUUGAGUGCUUUUAAAUUUUUUUAGGGAAAGAAGCGAAUUUUCGGAAUUUUUUAACACUUAUCUUUUUUCUUCGGACUUUUAUAUGCACAUAUAAUGAUUUGAUUGACGAUUUGAAAUUAUAAAUCUAUAGAGAAUGAGAAAAACAACCGGGCAGCUAGGAAACUUUUUCACUUGACUCUACAGAACGGUUCAGAAAAUGAUUAACAAUAAAAACUAUGAAAACUCACGUAAACUUUGCAAUUUUAUAGAUGAUUUUGCUGAGAAUUUUUUUAUUGGAAAACAAAAAAAAAAUGCUGAGCAUACUUUUAUGAGCCAAAUUUUCUUGACAGCUCCUGCUAAACUUAAUGUAUUCCCUUACAGUUAACAGUGGAACUCUCGAGAUGGGCCCGCUGUUGAGUUUUCUUCGGCUGUUCGUGGUCAACAAUUUUGAAGUUUAUGGACUCCUUGCACGGAAUUUCUUCAAUCGGAAGAAUACACAUGAAGGUAUUCUACUGAACGUGAGUUGGAACAUUUAUGAACAUUUGACCUCCUCAUUUUUCAGAAACUCCUGGAGAAAAAGUUAUUGAUAGCGGUGUCAAACGGGGAACAGGCGAAACAGGAUAUUUUCGCUCACGCUGAAAAGACAGACGGAUUGAUCGUCUCCAACAACCGAUUCAGGUGUGGUUUUAAAAAAAUGUGGAAACUUUUGAUGCAAAACAAAUAGUCUUAGCGGCCAUCAAACCGAAUCAUAUUUUUUUAUCAUCGAAAAUAAUUGAAAAAAGCUACUAGAGAAGUAGUUUUGUGGAUGCGGUAAAUUUAGAGCUUUUUUUCCAUGCUUGACCUUUUUUCGUGCAACGCAGAGGGUAAUCAUUUUCAUCCAGGAUUCAUAUUUUGUUGAUAACUUUCUAUUUUUCUGGUGAAUUUCCAGAAGUUUAAAGAUUAAACUGUUCAAAUAUAUCCUGAAACGCGUCUGAAAGUAACGGUGAAUUUUCAGAGACAUGAACAAUGAAAAGUGGAAGCCUCUGCUUGAAAAUAAUCUUGUCCAUUUUUACACGUUGCCUUUGGAAAAGCCAGAUCGUUUCAAAAGAACCCGAGAUCACAGACAUUAUAUGUGCGACGUCCGCUUCGGAUUUUUUAACAGCGAUUUCACACAACGCUGUAUGUCAGGUAUUCCCCUACGAAAAAAAACCUCUGAAUCAAUUUUUGUUUGUUUUCAGAAACUUUUGUAUUUUAUCUUUAUGAUGCGCUCUAUGAGAAGGCAGAAAAAGCAAGGCUGAGAUGGUCGUCUGAAGUCAAAAAAGAGGUUGUUUUUGCCGGAUUUCAGUUCUUAGAAAAGAUUUUUUAGUAACAGCGUAAGCCAAUUCGACUCUUGAGAGUUUUGGAAAAGUUCGAAAAAAAGUUUACUUUGAAGUAAAAAGAUUCAAAACUGGAAACACCUAGUUUUUUUACAAAUUCAUAAGAUUUUUGACAUUUAGAUCUUAUUUCUUAGAAGUAGGAAGCGUGCUGUUGAAACUUUGAAAUACUCUAUCUGGUUAAUCAAAUAGUUUCUGCUCGAUUUCCAGAAAAUUCUCAACCCGUAAUGAUUUUUUUCAUUUAAAAAUCAUAUUAAACUUUUUUUGAAAAGUUUUUGGAACAAAAACUAUUUGAUGUCUUACUCGAUUUUUUUCUCCUAAUUUUUUUCAGUCUUACCAUGGAUUUUUUUCAGGCUUUGCAAUGCCUUGACGAUUUGAUCUACAUCCACACCGUUGAAAAGAAUCGCGAUCCUGAAGUAAACUCAUUGCCGCCCGCUGUGGGAACGAAUAUGGGAAACAAGGAGGAGGAAAAGAAAGGAGAAGAAGAAGAAGUUGCCAGUACUUCGGAAAAAGUUGCCGGUACUUCGGAAGAAAUUGCCGGUACUUCGGAAAAAGUUGUCGGUACUUCGGAAGAAGCUGUUGGUACUUCGGAAGAAGUUGCCGGUACUUCGGAGGAAGUUGCCGGUACUUCGGAAGUAGACCUCAUCCAAUUCAGCGACGAUGAAGAAGAUGUGGAAAACCAAGCAGGAGGAGAAGAAGAAGGACAAGCAGGAGGUGAAGAAGGAGAAGGAGAAGGAGAAAAAAAGGAAGAAGCUAGUGGUCCAUGGGUCGACGAUUUAA